CCAGUAUAGCUUCCCCUACCCCAUGAGGAGCCCCUUCUGUUCUACAUCUCUGCCAUUCAAAUCCAAAAUUCGACCGUAUUUCUCUGGAAAUCCUGUUCCUACUCCUUCUAUAACUAAUAGACAUUCCACAGGCUUUCUGGCUAAUAGUGUAGAGAAGGUGACACUCAUAAAUCAGCCUGGGAUGUGGGAGAGAUCAGAGUCCAAGGGCAUUAUCCCUCUCCUUCCCACAGGUGCUCCACACCUCAGGGGAGAUAAAAACAGGGAAAAGGGAAUGGCAUCAGAGUUGUAAUAGCUUUUACUGAACACAGGGAUACUGUAGAGAGAUGGAGGAACAGCGGGAUGGCGGCUCAAACACACAGACAAGGAUGGACAGAUGGAAGAUGUUGCAGAAGGGAAACAGCCCUUGGAGAGAUAGAGGGCUAGGGAUGGGGCAGCAAGUAGAGAUGGCAGAGCAGCACCAGCUCCUUUCCAAGGUGAGUGACAGCAUCCUUCCACUGAUCCUCAGAUGGUUCCAGAUUUCCCACUCGCCUCUACCUCUUCCCCCUGAGGGAAGGAUGUGGAGUAGAUUUGAAAGACGAAAGUCCUGUGCAAGACUUUAUCCUGGCUUUCAAAUCACAGGGACAGAUUUUUGCUUGAUAGAAGGAAAAACUUUCUAACAAUAAGAUCUGUUCCCAAAUGGAAAGGACUGUCUUUGUGUGGGUGGUGCCUCAUUUCUGAAAGCAUUCACGCAGAGGCUGGAUGAUCAUUUGUCAGGGAUGUUGUAAAAGAGAUUCUUGUUCAGGUAUGAAGCAGACUGAGUGACCUUCCAAUGAUGAGACCGAGUCUGUGGCUGAUAUGUUUGGCAGAGAGAGCUGAAAAGAAGGAACAUCUAUGCCCUCAUUAGUGUUAAGCUCAGGAGGCACUUGGCAGUGGUAUGGGGAAGGGUACUCUUCUCGGGGAGUCCCCUGUGGGCCCUUCCCUUCCCCCCUCCUCACACCUGCUUUGACCCCAAGCAGAUCAGAUGUGGCAGUGGGGGGUCAUGUGACAGGGGGUGGCUAUAAAUAGUAGGAGGGUGGGCAUGCUGCCCUAGACUCCUUGGGGCCAAGUAGGAGGUGAGGUUCAAGGAACUGUAGGGGAAUAGGGGGCCAGUCAGGCCGGGGCCCAGCCCGAGGCUGGGAUCAUGAACCGUGCUGGGUCCCUGAGACCAGGGGGAGAAUCGAGCUGGUGGGGUAGUGCCCCUCAGUACCAGUAUGUGUCCUUUGAGCACUGCACCAGUUAUGGCCUGCCCUCUGAGAACGGAAUCCAUGAGCAUAGACCUCGGGGGAAUACAGGUCCCCGGCCCAACAUUCAUCCUACCCAGCUUUAUGGUCACCACCCAGAACAACCCUUGGAUUUCUCUAGCAAGGAAAGGAACAUGGCAAGUCCCAGGCAGAAGGCCUAUAGCUUUGCCAUGGACAGCAGUGAGGAAGAUCACCAUUCCAAAUGCCAAGAUUGUGUCCAUCGAAUGGGACAAAUUGUGCGGAGGAAAUUGGGAGAGGACUGGAUCUUCCUGGUGUUGCUGGGAUUGGUCAUGGCGCUGGUUAGCUGGAGCAUGGACUAUGUCAGUGCCAAGAGUCUGCAGGCCUACAAGUGGACAUACUACCAGAUGAAACCCAACCUCGCCCUUCAGUACCUGGCCUGGGUCACCUUCCCACUCACCCUCAUCCUCUUCAGUGCCCUCUUUUGCCACCUCAUCUCCCCACAGGCAGUUGGCUCUGGAAUCCCUGAGAUGAAGACCAUCCUUCGUGGGGUAGUUCUAAAGGAAUAUCUCACCCUUAAGGCCUUUGUGGCCAAGGUCAUUGCACUGACUGCUGGUCUAGGAAGUGGCAUCCCUGUGGGCAAAGAGGGCCCAUUUGUGCACAUUGCCAGCAUCUGUGCUGCUGUCCUAAGCAAGUUCAUGUCUAUGUUCUGCGGCGUGUAUGAGCAGCCAUACUAUUACGUUGAUAUCCUGACAGUGGGCUGUGCCGUGGGAGUUGGCUGUUGCUUUGGCACACCACUUGGAGGAGUGCUCUUCAGCAUUGAAGUUACUUCCACCUAUUUUGCUGUCCGGAAUUACUGGCGAGGAUUCUUUGCAGCUACAUUCAGUGCCUUUGUCUUCCGUGUCCUGGCUGUGUGGAACAAAGAUGCUGUUACCAUCACAGCUCUGUUCAGAACCAACUUCCGAAUGGAUUUUCCCUUUGACCUACAAGAGCUUCCUGCCUUUGCAAUCAUUGGGAUCUGCUGUGGGUUCUUGGGUGCUGUGUUUGUCUAUCUGCAUCGACAGGUUAUGCUGGGAGUCCGAAGGAAUAAGACUCUCAGCCAGUUCCUUGCUAAGCACCGCUUACUGUACCCAGGGAUUGUCACUUUCAUCAUUGCCUCAUUAACCUUCCCCCCGGGGAUGGGCCAGUUCAUGGCUGGAGAGCUGAUGCCCCGAGAAGCCAUCAGUUCCUUGUUUGACAACCACACAUGGGUGAAACAUUCAGGUGACCCUCAGAGCCUGGGCCGUUCCUCUGUUUGGAUCCAUCCCCAGGUCAGCGUCAUCAUAGUCAUCUUCCUCUUCUUUAUCAUGAAGUUCUGGAUGUCCAUUGUGGCCACUACUAUGCCCAUCCCCUGUGGGGGCUUCAUGCCUGUGUUUGUGCUGGGGGCAGCAUUUGGGCGGCUGGUGGGAGAAAUCAUGGCCAUGCUCUUCCCUGAUGGAAUCUUAUUUGAUGGGAUCAUCUAUAAAAUACUUCCUGGGGGCUAUGCAGUAAUUGGGGCAGCGGCACUUACCGGUGCAGUAUCUCACACAGUUUCCACAGCAGUAAUCUGCUUUGAGCUGACUGGCCAGAUUGCCCAUAUCCUGCCCAUGAUGGUGGCUGUGAUCCUAGCCAACAUGGUAGCCCAAAGCCUACAGCCCUCACUCUAUGACAGCAUCAUCCAGGUCAAGAAGCUGCCAUAUUUACCUGAUCUAGGCUGGAACCAGCUCAGCAGCAAAUACACAAUCUUCGUUGAGGACAUUAUGGUACGUGAGGUGAAGUUUGUUUCAGCCUCCUGCACUUACCGGGACUUGCGAGCCCUCCUUCAGGCCACUACUGUCAAGACCUUACCAUUAGUAGACUCCACAGACUCAAUGAUCUUGCUGGGCUCGGUGGAGCGAUCAGAACUGCAAUCCCUACUUCAGCGUCACUUGAGCCCUGAGCGGAGAUUGCGGGAAGCCCAGGAGAUGGCAAGGAAGUUGGCAGAACUGCCCUUCAAUGGGCAGGUGAAGCAGGCAUGUCAGGAACUCCCCCAGAACCCUUCGGCACAUGGACGACCACAGUCCUUUGCCUUUGUAGAUGAGGAUGAAGAUGAGGACAUCACUGGAAGGACAGAGUUGCCUCCUUCUCACCAUUUAUCUGCUCCAUUGCCCCCUGAGGAGCCCAAUGGGCCCUUGCCCCAACGUAAACUUCAACCAGAAGCACAGGAUGCUACAAGACGAAGGUUUCCCAUCCUCCGGUUCCUGCUCCGCUGUUUACUGGGAAAUGGCUUCCACACCAAGAAGAGGACACUUCAGGAUCCCAUCAACUUAGUGGACAACAUGCCACCUGAGGAGAUUGAGGCUUGGGAGCAAGAGCAGCUGAACCAGCCUGUCUGUUUUGAUUACUGCUGCAUAGACCCCUCUCCAUUCCAGCUGGUGGAGCGGACAACCCUGCAUAAAACUCACACACUCUUCUCACUGCUUGGCCUCCAUCUUGCCUAUGUGACCAGCAUGGGGAAACUCCGAGGUGUACUGGCUUUGGAAGAGUUACAGAAAGCCAUUGAAGGGCACACCAAGUCAGGAGUCCAGCUGAGACCCCCACUCGCCAGUUUCCGGAACACUACUACUACUCGAAAGAACCCCGAGGGCCCACUCCCACCCUUGGAUGGUUGGAGCCUUCCAGAAGACAGUCCUGGGGUUGGUGAGAUAGAAGGGAUGGUUCCAGUCUAUCCUGAACCUCCAGAGUCACCCUCCCCUAUCCCCCCUGCCUCACUGGUCCCACCCCCUGCAGAGGGGGAGCUAGAGGAGCUGGAGCUAGGGGGAACCUCUGGGCCGGAUGAGGAUCUGGCUGACAUUUUACAAGGCCCCAGCCUUCGAUCCACUGAUGAAGAGGAUGAGGAUGAACUUACCCUUUGAUACCUAACCCAGUUAUCUCCCCAUUCGUAAUGGAGCGAAGCCCUUAAGGAAGGGCCCUGUGUUCUCAAAGGAAGGAGUCAGAACCUGGUCAGGGAAUAACCAUGAUCGCUGCCCCAGUCACUUGAUUCCUGACUAGCUGGUCUUGGUCCCCAGAUCUUCAUAUCCUCCCCUCCCCACAUCUGCCUGUGCUUCAGUUCCCUUGAGGCCAGGCUCUGGGGGCCUGGAAUGGUAGAGAUUCUUUCAAGGAAUUAGGGAGAGGGGCCACCUUUGGGAUCCCCUCAAUAAACCUACAAACUGCAGAAUCCCAUCUGUUGUUAGUGCCUUCCUGAUGCCCCCAUUAUCUUUGCCCUUGAUCCCGUCUGCUUCCCACUGGGAUCCAAUGUGGGAUGGGGCAUUUUAUAUGAGGGAUAGGUUAAAGAAAGAGCAAGGAUCUUGGCAGGGAGUGUAAACUGGGAGGGAAUUAACUAGCUCUCAGGGGAGGAAAGAGGGAUAACACUCAAAAAUUUACUGAGGCCCUCUAAUCAAGACCGUCCCUAGGGGAGUGCAAAGCAGACCACACUGGGUGCCAACACUUUUUAUUCAGAUGAAAUUUGGUUAAAAACCAAUGUCAAGGACAGCCUUGAAGAAGAAAACUAUGCCACAAAAGGGCUAUAUGCAAUACAAGGGGGGGACGUGUGUAGAAGUGGGGAGGAGGCUGUUGUUGCCAGGCAGCCAGCACCAGUGCCCCCAGUCAUGUGCCCAAGCUUCAUGGUUUUUGUUGUUGUUGUUUUUAAGCACCAGCUGGUACAGCCACCACUUUCUCCCCCACCCACAGCCUCUUUGCAGCAUCAGCUGCCUAGUCCCCCCUAACAUCUUCCUUGGGCAGAGAACAGGGUAGUCACCUCAAUUUGCCACAUCCCAAAGAUAUCUUAGAGGGUCGUCCAUUUGUUUUCCUUUAUAUUGGAAACCACCCAGCCUGGCUGGGGAGCUGCUGCAUAUUGGAGCCAGAAAGGAAUUCAAACCCCUUCCAGCCCAAUCCCCUCCCACCAACCCCAUUUUUCAAAUGAAAAAAAAAAAAAAACAAAAAAACAGAGGCUAAAGAGAUUAAAUGAUUUUCCUAAAGUCACACAGCUCUUCUUAAUGUCUGGGAUAUCUAGAGAAGCUG
Dromiciops gliroides (monito del monte) is the source of this 5273-nucleotide messenger RNA. RefSeq names its product chloride voltage-gated channel 1 (gene CLCN1). Lineage: Eukaryota; Metazoa; Chordata; Mammalia; Microbiotheria; Microbiotheriidae. Gene Ontology annotation, biological process: transmembrane transport; chloride transport. The record is from RefSeq and is a predicted model, not a curated record. Gene Ontology annotation, molecular function: voltage-gated chloride channel activity. The transcript has 23 exons. The coding region runs from base 1160 to 4129 and encodes 989 amino acids. Gene Ontology annotation, cellular component: membrane.